This is a messenger RNA of Caenorhabditis remanei, 1989 nucleotides long. RefSeq lists its product as uncharacterized. Bases 1 to 1989 code for a protein of 662 amino acids. The record is from RefSeq and is a predicted model, not a curated record. Lineage: Eukaryota; Metazoa; Nematoda; Chromadorea; Rhabditida; Rhabditidae. The transcript has 6 exons. Gene Ontology annotation, cellular component: cytosol. Gene Ontology annotation, molecular function: NADPH-hemoprotein reductase activity; flavin adenine dinucleotide binding; FMN binding. Gene Ontology annotation, biological process: response to hormone.
AUGCUGGAUUGGAUUGUGUCGGGUCUCGACACGUCGGACCUCGUCGUCCUCACACUUCUUGCCGGUGGAGCAAUCAUCUUCUUCGUCAUGAAGUUCCUCAAUCAGCAACCGUCGUCGAGCAGAUACUCUCCAACAGUGGCAUCAGUCACUCCGUCAACUGUCAUCUCAAAAUCGAAUCAAUCAUUCAUUGAUCGCAUGAAAAAUGAGAAUCGACAGGUGCUCAUCAUGUACGGCUCACAGACAGGAACAGCCGAAGAGAUGUCUGGCCGUCUGGCGAAAGAUCUGACAAGAUACUCGAAGAAGGCGGUCGUCGUGGAUCCAGAAGACAUUGAAUGCGAGGAUUUGAAUCGUCUCUCCGAAAUCGAAGACGCCCUUCUCGUUCUGUGUAUCGCCACGUACGGAGAGGGUGACCCGACGGAUAACGCCGUGACACUAGUCGAAUAUUUGAAUGCGGGCGAUUGUGAUCUGUCGGGAGUACGGUUCGCCGUGUUUGGACUCGGAAAUAAGACUUAUGAGCAUUUCAAUGAAAUCGGCAAGCAGAUGGAUCAACAGCUCGAGAAACUCGGAGCCAAGAGGAUUUUCCAUAUGGGAUUGGGAGAUGACGACGCGAAUCUUGAGGAGGAUUUCAUGAUUUGGCGGGAGGCAUUCUUGCCGAAAGUUGCCGAGGAAUUCGGAUGGGAACUCAAUACGGAGGCGGAGACGAUGCGGCAGUAUCAAAUGGAACCGGUUGAGGAGGGCAAGGCGUUGUUCAAGGGAGAAUUUGGAAGACUUGGAGCUUAUGAACGUCCGCGGCCUCCGUUCGAUGUUAAGAAUCCGUAUUUGGCGACGAUUGCGGUGAAUGAUGAGUUGCAUACGGAACACUCGGAUCGCAGUUGUAGACAUAUUGAGUUCUCCGUCGAAGGAUCCCGAAUCCGAUACGAAGCUGGUGACCAUCUAGCCGUCUUCCCAACCAACGACCCCAUCCUCGUCGACCGUCUCAUCUCAAUGCUUGAAUUCGAUCCAGACCACGCGUUCCGUCUGGUCAACGUCGACGAAGACGCCUCGAAACGUCAUCCAUUCCCGUGUCCAACCACUUUCCGUACCGCCCUUUCUCACUACGUGGAUAUCUGCGCCCCAGUGAAAUCUCAUGUCCUCAAAGCGAUCAGUGAGUACUGUUCGGAUGACGGCGAGAAGGAAUUUUUGAAUAAAUUGGCGACGGCCAACGAGGAAGGAUUGAGAGAAUACGCACGAUACAUUGUCAAAGAGAGGCGAUCCAUCGUCGACGUGUUGACUGAUCAGAAGUCAUGCAAACCGCCCAUCGAAUAUCUUCUCGAACUGCUGCCACGUCUUCAGGCUCGCUACUACAGUAUCGCCUCGUCGCCACGUAUCAAUGAGGAGAAGAUUGCAGUGUGUGCUGUGGUGACAAAGUAUACGAUUGGUGACCGAUUGAUUAAUGGAGUUUGUACCAGAUAUUUGACUACGAAGGACGCCGGUUCCAAAUCGCCCGUCUUCGUGCGUAAAUCGACAAUGCGCCUUCCCCAUCGUACCUCGACUCAAGUCAUCAUGAUCGGUCCCGGCACAGGAUUCGCGCCAUUCCGUGGAUUCCUCCAAGACCGUCAAUUCCAUAAGAAUGCUGGAAAAGAAGUGGGAGCGAUGCAUUUGUAUUACGGAUGUCGUCAUCCCGAUCACGAUUACAUCUACAAAGAGGAGUUGGCGAAAUUCCAGGAGGAUCAAGUGUUGACUCAUUUGGAGUGCGCCUUCUCGAGAGCUCAAGAGAAAAAGAUCUACGUGCAAGACCGUCUCUGGGAGACACGUGACCGUAUCUGGGAAGCCAUCAACAACGGAGCUCACGUCUACAUCUGCGGAGACGCUCGAAACAUGGCUCGUGACGUUCAGGCGACACUUCAGAAGAUAUUCAGAGAGAUUGGAGGAAAAACGGAGACGGAAGCAGUCGCCUAUUUCAAGGAUAUGGAAAAGACGAAGAGAUAUCAAGCCGAUGUUUGGUCAUAA